CAACUAUCUCCAUCAUUUCUGACGGCAACCCAGUAGAACCUGUCUCCUCUGAUGUGUCUUUACGGUCAAUCCUCUUAGAGCAUACAAAGCAAGGUUGAAGUAUCUCAACAUAGAUAUUGGUGCACCAAUGAGGCCCUUUUCUAAACUAGGUCGCCAAGAUCUCUUGAAAAGGUUCGGCGAGGACUGUAUCUCAGGCGCGGAUAACAUGAUUUGCGUGCUGUCUUCAUCAGAAAAACAAGAUGCUGCGAGUGAAGCCCUUUCGAUAGCUCUCAAGCCAAUCGUUCAAACAAUCGGAAGACCUGAUAGCGAGCUAGGAGCCUCAUUGUAUGUAGGAGUGUUCCUUGCGCACGCCGCCGCUCUCUACGAGGGGCAAGUUCGUCUUGGCACACAGUUUCCACUCCAGAGCGUCCACGGAAACGGUGUCGUUGACUACAUAAUAGCAGAAGCCACCAAAGACGCCUUGUGUGGCAUUGUGGAGGUCAAGCACACCGAUGUAAGGGGGGGAGUAUCACAGAAUGCCUUCCAGCUUCAUGCCGCGAUCAUGAAGCGCAUCCGACAAGAGGGGACCCAGAACAGGACAUCUUAUACUAUGUAUGGUAUUGUUACGAACUUGGCUGACUGGAUCUUGGUCGAAUGCACGGUUUUUGUGGGUGAUGAUAGCGCCGUUGAGAGGACGAUGUUCAAGACCCAACGAUUUCCCUCGGUCUUUGACUUGGAUGAUUGGGAAGUCUACUCAAAAAAAGUGCUCAGUUUCCUGCACUGGGCCCUCGGCAAUAUGGUCAGCGAUAGCAUUCAUCAGGUGAAGAGGAUUAAAACACACAACAACAAUUCUGCAAGUAACCACAUUUGUGCACCCUGAGAAGGGUGAAAUAAGAGAUGUCGUCUUGUGUCUGUCCAUACCCAGUUUUCUUCCAUCUCCGUAUGUUCCU
Molecule: messenger RNA, 929 nt
Organism: Lobosporangium transversale
Lineage: Eukaryota; Fungi; Mortierellomycota; Mortierellomycetes; Mortierellales; Mortierellaceae
Exons: 1
Coding region: 128-859 (243 amino acids)
Source: RefSeq, a predicted model, not a curated record